AUGACUCUGUCGGACGAUAAAGUGAAGAACCAGAUUCAGCACAUGAUAGCCUUCAUUGAACAGGAAGCCAAUGAGAAAGUUGAGGAAAUAAUCACAAAAGCAGAGGAGGAGUUCAACAUAGAAAAAAGCAGCAUUGUCAACACGCAGAGGGUUAAAAUUAUGGAGUUCUACCAAAAGAAGCAAAAACAAACUGAAUUAAAUAAAAAGAUACAAACAUCCAACCUUCUGAAUAAUGCCAGGCUGAAAGUGCUGAAAGCCAGAGAAGAUCACAUCAAGAAUAUUCUUGAUGAAACACAGAGGAAACUGCUGUCCAUCUCAAACAAUGCUGCUCAAUACAAGAAACUUCUCGAAGGUUUGAUAUCUCAGGGUCUGUUUCAGUUGCUAGAGGACAAAGUCGAAAUCAAAUGUAGAAAGUGUGAUGUUGCUCUAGUUGAGGAAAUACUACCGACAUCUGUGAAUGGAUUUAAGAAGUUGACUGGCAAGGCCGUUUCUGCAACAAUCAACAAAUCAUCAUUCCUCAGCAGUGAAUGCACAGGUGGUGUUGAGAUGACCUCGCAUGAUGGCAAGAUCAGAGUUAUAAACACUUUGGAGAGCCGGUUGGAACUUAUAAGCCAGCAGGUCUUCCCAGAGUUGAAGGAGAUGCUGUUCGGAGUCAAUAUGAACCGAAAGUUCCGCGACUGA
Helobdella robusta is the source of this 681-nucleotide messenger RNA. RefSeq lists its product as hypothetical. Gene Ontology annotation, biological process: proton transmembrane transport. The record is from RefSeq and is a predicted model, not a curated record. The transcript has 9 exons. Gene Ontology annotation, cellular component: proton-transporting two-sector ATPase complex, catalytic domain. Gene Ontology annotation, molecular function: proton-transporting ATPase activity, rotational mechanism. NCBI's taxonomy places the organism in Eukaryota, Metazoa, Annelida, Clitellata, Rhynchobdellida, Glossiphoniidae. The coding region runs from base 1 to 681 and encodes 226 amino acids.